AUGCAGACAAAUUGUCCAGCAUCUUGUGGCUUUUGUGAGACUCAACAAGGUCAAUACGCUUAUCCGCAACAAUACGAACCAUACUUUACUUCAACGCAGUAUGGAGGAGGGUACUCUAGUGGUAAGUAAUGUAAUAAAAAAAGCUCACAAUGUUGUUAGAAAUAAAAAAAAGUAUUUUAGCCAAAUAAAAAGUUCUACGCACUUUCCGACCGAAUUUUUUACUUCUACUCAUCUACUAUUAGAUAACAGUACUAAAACACUUUUUCCAGGUUGUAGCAACUUUUAUUGUAGUGGCGGCUACUCCGGCUACUGCUACGACUGCUACGGUGGUGGAUUUGUCGGUAUGGUAGGGUACCCUGGCUACAUGGGUGGUGGUAUUAAUAUUCUAGGCGGUCUAUUAGGCGGGCUAGAAAGCUUAAUAGCUGGGAUUGGCCAAGCAUUUCGUAACAUCUUACUAAACCUUGGCAACCUUCUCAACUCUGGCAAUUUCGCUAACUAUGGUUACGGUUACGGUGGAAACUCAUGUAAGUCUGAAGAAACGUUUUUACUAAAAAUUUUAAAGAUUUAAACUACUGAUUAGUGCAAAAAUAUUAACAAAAGUUUAGAUUGCAUGGACUAUCUCCCCGGCUGCUACAUGUACCUGAGUAUGUGUAUGUCACCGUACUCUUUCUAUUCCCAAUGCCUACAACGCUACUGUCCUCUAACCUGUGGCCUCUGUGCUGGUGGUCAAAGUGGCAUAGUUGGUGGUGGAGGAAUAGUACCAGGUUUAUCUAUUGGAGGUGGCGGACUUGGUAACCCCUUAGGUGCUUUAGGUGGAAUUAUGGGUUAA
Messenger RNA from Bursaphelenchus okinawaensis, 829 nucleotides. The record is from the annotation of a GenBank genome assembly. NCBI's taxonomy places the organism in Eukaryota, Metazoa, Nematoda, Chromadorea, Rhabditida, Aphelenchoididae.